Molecule: messenger RNA, 1188 nt
Organism: Octopus sinensis (East Asian common octopus)
Lineage: Eukaryota; Metazoa; Mollusca; Cephalopoda; Octopoda; Octopodidae
Product: mitochondrial mRNA pseudouridine synthase Trub2
Exons: 9
Coding region: 157-1143 (328 amino acids)
Biological process (GO): pseudouridine synthesis; RNA processing
Molecular function (GO): RNA binding; pseudouridine synthase activity
Source: RefSeq, a predicted model, not a curated record
AAAACUUUUGGAAGUCAACAAAAUUAUCAGUACCUUCGAAUUUUAAUUUUUUUAUUUUUAUUUUACAAAUACUAUUUUCGUUGAAAUACCAAUCCUGUUUUUCGAACACCAAGCACUCAUGUGUUGACCAAAAUAUUGUUUAUUUCAGAAGAAGAAAUGAAGUUAGACUGGGCGCCUUCUGUAUACCGAAGACUUCAUGGAGUAUUCUGUGUUUAUAAACCUGAAAAUGUUACAAUGCAGAGAUUAUUUGAUACCCUGAAAUUUAAUAUUUCAAAUGCUCUAAAUGAAUUACCUUGUUAUAAGCAUGAGAUGAGAACGCAAGAAAUUUCUUUUGAAACUGGAUCCACUUUACCAGCUACUGUAACAAAACCUGUUGGUUUGACUGAUCUCACAGAUCACAGACUUGUUUUGGGUCCUAGAUACAUCGAAUCAGAUAUACCUUUAAAAUACCUUAAUGGUUUGGGAAGAUAUUCUUCAGGAGUAACAGUUAUAGGAAUUCAGAAAGGCAUUAACACAAUUAAUACCUUAAAGAGCUGUCAAUUUCUACGUGUAUAUCAUGUCAAAGGCCAGUUUGGGAAAGUCACCGAAGACUUUUCAGCACGUGGACGCCUUCUUCAGAAAAUCUCUUAUUAUCAUAUCAAGAGGUCAAUGUUGGACAAAGUUUGUGCUGCCGCUCAAGCUCAACAUCAGAGGCAGAUGUUUAUAUAUGCAAAAGUAGAUUUACAGAGUCAAGAAGCUUAUGAGAUAGCAUCUAAAGGAUUAGUGCGGCCAGCACAAGAAUAUACUCCUACAAUUCUUUAUGGAAUCAAGUGUAUUGAUUUCCAACCUCCAGAUUUCACUUUAGAAAUUCACACCCUACAGGAAAAAACAACGUAUCUGAUGUCACUAAUACAUAAUAUUGGCUUACAGUUGAAAUCUGGUGCCAUAUGCACCCAAAUACGUUGCAUUCGCAAUGGUCAUUUUACCUUAGAACAUGCUCUGCUUCGGAAAUUUUGGACUGUUCCUGACAUACUAGAAAACAUUAGUAUUUGUCGAAAAUUAACGACACCUGACAAGUUGAUUACUCCUUCAUUACUUGUUGAUCCGACUACAGAAGAAAACAACAAUUCUUACCUGCCAGAACCUGAUGCGGUAAAAACUUAAAGAGAAAUAAUAAAUUUGUAUAUAUAUAUUUAUAACAUUUUUCAA